AUGCGUUUUCUGAACCUGAUCCUUCUGUCCGUUCUCGUUAUCGGAAUCCAAUCCAAGUCAUGUAAGUGCUAUCGCUUUUAUUUUGAGACUCGUGAUUUCAGUGUACAAGAGGGAUAACAGCUACGGAGAUGAGCCAGUGACCCCAGCUCCAGCUGCCCCAGCCGCCGAGGCCCCAGCUGCCGAAGCCGCCCCAGCUCCAGAAGCUCCAGCCGCCGAAGCCGCACCAGCCCCAGAAGCUGCUCCCGCUGAGGCCGCGCCAGCUCCAGAAGCCGCUCCAGCUGAGGCUGCCCCAGCUCCAGUUGAACAGCCCGCCCCAGCUGCCGCCCCAGUCGCCGCCUCCGGAUACAGAAAGAAGAGAGACAACAGCUACGGAGAUGAGCCAGUGACCCCAGCUCCAGCUGCCCCAGCCGCUGAGGCCCCAGCUGCUGAAGCCGCCCCAGCCCCAGAAGCCGCUCCCGCUGAAGCCGCUCCAGCCCCAGAGGCCCCAGCCGCUGAAGCCGCCCCAGCCCCAGAAGCCGCUCCAGCUGAGGCCGCCCCAGCCCCAGUUGAGCAGCCCGCUCCAGCCGCCGCCCCAGUUGCCGCUUCUGGAUACAGAAAGAAGAGAGACAACAGCUACGGAGACGAGCCAGUGACCCCAGCUCCAGCCGCCCCAGCUGCCGAGGCCCCAGCCGCCGAAGCCGCCCCAGCUCCAGAAGCCGCCCCUGCCCCAGAAGCUGCCCCCGCCGCUGAGGCCGCGCCAGCCCCAGAAGCCGCUCCAGCUCCUGAAGCCGCCCCUGCUGAAGCCGCCCCCGCUCCAGUUGAACAACCCGCCCCAGCUGCUGCUCCAGUUGCCGCUUCUGGAUACAGAAAGAAGAGAGACAACAGCUACGGAGACGAGCCAGUGACCCCGGCUCCAGCUGCCCCAGCCGCUGAGGCCCCAGCUGCUGAAGCCGCUCCCGCCCCAGAAGCUCCAGCUGCCGAAGCCGCCCCUGCCCCAGAGGCUGCUCCCGCUGAGGCCGCGCCAGCUCCAGAAGCCGCUCCAGCUGAGGCUGCCCCAGCUCCAGUUGAACAGCCAGCCCCAGCUGCCGCCCCAGUUGCCGCCUCCGGAUACAGAAAGAAGAGAGACAACAGCUAUGGAGAUGAGCCAGUGACCCCAGCUCCAGCCGCCCCAGCCGCUGAGGCCCCAGCUGCCGAAGCCGCCCCAGCUCCAGAAGCCCCAGCCGCCGAAGCCGCCCCUGCCCCAGAGGCCGCCCCCGCUGAAGCCGCUCCAGCUCCAGAAGCCGCUCCCGCUGAGGCUGCCCCCGCUCCCGUUGAGCAGCCCGCCCCAGCUGCCGCCCCAGUUGCCGCCUCGGGAUACUAA
Messenger RNA from Bursaphelenchus xylophilus (pine wood nematode), 1339 nucleotides. NCBI's taxonomy places the organism in Eukaryota, Metazoa, Nematoda, Chromadorea, Rhabditida, Aphelenchoididae. The record is from the annotation of a GenBank genome assembly.